Messenger RNA from Rhincodon typus (whale shark), 607 nucleotides. RefSeq names its product receptor expression-enhancing protein 6-like. Lineage: Eukaryota; Metazoa; Chordata; Chondrichthyes; Orectolobiformes; Rhincodontidae. The record is from RefSeq and is a predicted model, not a curated record. The transcript is spliced from 3 exons. Bases 62 to 436 code for a protein of 124 amino acids.
UUAAGGUAAACUAUUAGUCUGAACGCUAAACACUGUCCUAAUACAAUCAAGUAGGAGAGACAUGACUAUCCUUAAUCUUUGGCUUUCUAGAAUUCUAGCUAUCGAAAGUGAGAAUAAAGAGGAUAAAUUGAAGUGGCUUACGUAUUGGGUGAUAUACGGAGUAUUUUCGAUAUUUGAAUGUGCAGCUGGCAUCGUCCUCUAUACGUUACCAGCCUAUCAUAAAGUGAAGAGUAUCUUUCUGAUGUGGUGCAUGGCACCAGUCGAUUGGAAUGGUUCUCGUAUACUUUACAUGAAUUUCAUCCGUCCCUUCUUUUACAAGCAUAAAACCAUGAUGGAUGAACUUGAUGAGAAAAUCACAGAGGUUAUAGAUAAUGUGAAGAUGGAAGUAAUCAAAAAAAACAUAAGUUCAAUCUUCAAAAGAUCAAAGAACAAGUGAGAAUCCCACAGUGAAUGGGUCAAUUCUAAGACCACACAUGCCCCAAACUCUCUACAAUAAGAUACAUAGAGGCUGCAUGGAAGAAGCUCAUUGGUGAAGCUUGUGAACAUCCUUAAACAGAUCUUCGUAGAAGCAAUGUAUUUUCAGAACAGUUUGUAUUGACAGAAAUUU